Messenger RNA from Protopolystoma xenopodis, 285 nucleotides. The record is from the annotation of a GenBank genome assembly. Lineage: Eukaryota; Metazoa; Platyhelminthes; Monogenea; Polystomatidea; Polystomatidae.
AUGGUUUAUUACCAUAAAAAUCGGCCCCAAUGGUCUGAGGUAUUGAGCAUCCCCCUGCCGGUCUGUCCUUCUGCCAACCUUGAUGCUUCCUCGAUUUCCGGUUUCGGAAAUGGAUAUGAUGAGAUUGGCGUCUAUGGGUUGGAAUCCCAUCGUCCUUGUACACCGGAGGCGAGUGAAUCCGUCGACUCCCACGCUCAACUGGCAGGUGUGGAGCAGCUGGCUGGCCUUCCACACGGAACCCACCUACGAUUUAUUUGUCGGCAUCGCUCUACCACCAGUGGUUAG